AAGGUAUAAAAGUCAAUUUUCUCUUACUAUUUUCAUGGGUGGCUUGGUAGCUUCUACUUAGCUCUAUCGACAUGGUAGGUAUAUGGGGAAUACACUCACUACCUAUGUACCUAUUAUCAAUGGACGUUGGAUGAUGACACACGAGAUCCAAUUGGCAAUUCGCUCAAGCACGCUGGAUGUCGUGCUGAUUGAUCAACCAAAGGUUUUCUUAUGCUUGAGGUACAUUAGUGUGCUUGAGCAAAUAUAUAAAUAUGGAUGCAUCAUUUUACCCAUUCUUCUUUUCUCUGCUUCUGUGUGAUUCUCAAGUUCUUGUGCAAUUCCCGUUCCUGACAAGAUGCGCGGCUUGAAUUCUUUAGCAUUGGUGCUUGCUGCCUCUGCUACUUCUGUGGUGGCCAUUCUACCACAUCAUGAAGCUCAUGCGAAAUAUGCAAAGAGAUCACUACCCAAGCAAAACCCUCCUAGGCAACCGGUGGUGAGGUCAAGAUCGACUUCUAAGUACUUGACAAAUUCUACUGCUUGUAAGAUACUUUCCAAUUAAUUCAUCGACUUUCAAGAAUUUUGUGAGGAUCGUUGAUUAAUAUCAAUUCUAGCUUUUGCCGUCAAUGGAACCGCAUUACCGGAAGUCGACUUCGAUAUUGGUGAAUCUUACGCCGGUACUUUACCUGUUAGCACAAAUGCUACCGAUACAAAUCGAUUGUGGUUUUGGUUCUUUCCUUCUGACAAUCCCGCGGCGGAGAAAGAGAUUACAAUCUGGUUGAACGGUGGUGUAAGUUCAUUCCUACACAUAAGUUCCUCUUAUGGUUCAGAAGACAUUGCUAAAGAUCUCUUAGCCAGGAUGUUCCUCCCUCGAUGGAUUUUUCCAAGAAAAUGGUCCUCUCAGUUGGCAAUCCGGCACAUAUGCACCAAUUUUAAAUCCAUAUUCAUGGACCAAUUUGACCAAUAUGAUCUGGAUCGAUCAACCUGUCAGCACCGGCUUUUCACCUGGAGAUAUUCUUGUUGAUGACGAGAUUGAUGUUGGAAACCAAUUCGCUGCAUUCUGGAAGAAUUUCAUCGAUACAUUUAGCAUGCAAGGAUAUAAAGUUUACAUUACGGGAGAGAGUUAUGCUGGUCAAUAUAUUCCAUACAUUGCCAGUAACUUUUUGGAUCGCAACGAUACCACGUACUACAAUUUGAAGGGAAUUCAGGUACGUUACUACAGAAGGGCGUGUUCAUGUUAUGUACUGACAGAAUGCUCAGAUCAAUGAUCCAUCGAUGAAUGAUUUUGAUACGAUGGGUUCGGCACCCGUUACAGCUGCAGCUCUGUACUAUCAAAAUAUCCUUAAUCUGAACGAUACAUAUAUCGCAAACAUUACCGCACGAGCAAAGUCAUGUGGUUAUACCGAAUUCCUCGAAUAUGCAACAGUAUUCCCUCCAGCAGGACCAAUCCCAACGGCUCCAAGUUCGAAAGAAUAUGGAUGUGAUCUUUACGAUGAUAUUUACAACGCGGCUUACUAUGUAAAUCCAUGUUUCAAUAUUUACCAUCUCACAGACUAUUGUCCAUACUUAUGGGAUGAACUCGGAUUUCCAUCACUCGGUGCAGGACCCAACAACUACUUUAACCGUACCGACGUCAAAGAAGUUAUCCACGCUCCUGUCGAUACUGAUUACUUUAUCUGCACUGGAGGACCCAACUUAUUCCCACAUGGAGACAAAUCGAUCGAUUCCUCACUUGGCCCACUUCCCUCUGUCAUCGACCGCACAAACAAUGUUAUCAUCGGUCACGGUCUACUCGAUUUCCUCCUAUUCGCUAAUGGUUCUCUAAUCACCAUUCAAAACAUGACCUGGAAUGGUCUUCAAGGAUUCCAAGAAGCACCCUCCUCAACCCAGAACUUAUACAUCCCAUACCACCAAUCUCUUGGCACCAUUCUCACUAUUGCCAACGCUGCAAUCCCCAACACACCACCUCAAAAUGAUGUUGCUGGGGCUGGAUUUCAAGGAACCUGGCAUACGGAGAGAGGACUCACAUUCUCAACAGUCAAUUUGGCAGGUCAUGAAAUACCGCAGUAUACUCCUGGAGUGGGAUACAGACAACUAGAGUUUUUGCUGGGUAGGAUUGCAAAUUUGAGUGUGGUGGGUGAUUAUACGACGCAGACCGGUAACUUUACCGGAGUCAGUGCACCCUUGAAGAUGAGGGGUUUGGAAUAGUAAGGUAAUGAGGUAAUGAAUGAAUUAUUGACAUGAUAUCGAGGCAUAUACAUGAAGUUUAUGGAUACGGUAUUUUAGAUAUAUAAACGAGUUUAUGACAAAAUAUUGGCACACUUGGCGUCUACAUG
Messenger RNA from Sclerotinia trifoliorum, 2312 nucleotides. NCBI's taxonomy places the organism in Eukaryota, Fungi, Ascomycota, Leotiomycetes, Helotiales, Sclerotiniaceae. The record is from the annotation of a GenBank genome assembly.